This is a messenger RNA of Arabidopsis lyrata subsp. lyrata, 1259 nucleotides long. Its product is annotated as probable inactive serine/threonine-protein kinase slob1. The coding region runs from base 219 to 1094 and encodes 291 amino acids. NCBI's taxonomy places the organism in Eukaryota, Viridiplantae, Streptophyta, Magnoliopsida, Brassicales, Brassicaceae. The transcript has 2 exons. The record is from RefSeq and is a predicted model, not a curated record.
AGACCGUCAACACCAUUCAUAAUUCACCACCAAGUACCCACUUCUCUGUCUCUCUCUCCAUACAUAUACUAUAUUAUAGAUCAAUAUCCCAUCAAUACGUAACAACCACCGAAAGAUUACAAUUCACAGGCUUCCAUUUUCCAUAGUUAUUGUAGACAAAAAGAUUUUGGGGGAUAUAGAUCGAUCCAUUUUCUACUGUUUGGUACGAAAAUAUAAAGAUGGAGAUCAAAGUCAAACCAAAAGCCGUAGAGUCUACGAUGAUGGCAACUAAAGAGGAGGAUGAGAUCAAGAAGAUGAAAGAGUGUGUGGUGAUUGGUCAAAAGGCAGAUGAGGAGGUUAGUAGAGGACAAGAAACUAUGAAGAUCUUGGAGGGUUCACGACAAAACCAAAAUGAAACAAAACAAGAUGAUUUUAAGAAUAUUGACUCACCAUCGUCAUCAUCAUCACUUGAGAUGAAGAAGAAGGUGGAAAUUGACAAAAAAUUUACGAGUCAAAACGAAGAAAACACCAAAAAGGAAGAGGAGAAGAAGAAAGAGACUAAUUACAAUAAUAAUCUUUCUAACAUGAAGCAUAAGAAGACGAGUUCACACGUAUGGGACUGUGGGAGCACUCUCUACGACUCGUUCGAGCUAAACUCGUUCAAACGUCAACUCGACUCAGCCAUCUCUGCUUCUUCCGCCAGAACCAUGUCCAUGUCUCACCUCCCCGACCGCCGUGUCCCUUCUCUCAUCUCACUUUCGCCGGAGUAUUCUCCUCCUCUUCCUCCUCCACCGACAACUUCUUCUUCCUCCUCCGCCGGUGGAAAGAAACACUCGAACAAGAUCUCUCGUUCUCUACAGAGAUUCUUGAAGUCAGUGUUCAAACCUAAACAACACCAAAGCUUAAGCACUCCUUCUUCGCCGGUCUACAAGGCGGUGGGUCACGGCGGUGGCGAUAAAGAUAGAUACUACGUUGUUUAUGACAAAACGGGUUCGUUGACAACUAUUCCAGAGUCAACGGAGAAGGAAGUGAGCCCCGAGAUCAACUCUCUUGUUAGGAAGACCGUGUCCGAGAGAUUCCCGGCGAGUCGAGUCGUUGGUAUUUCAUGUGCAUGAUUAUAAUAUACAUCUAAGUCGUAUAUUUGAUAUAAAUUAAUAAAUAUAAACAUGUUAUGACUUAUGAGAUUAGAGUCUUCUUUUCCUUUUUAUAAAAUAAACAUUUUGGAAAUGAAUAAUCGUUGGACGUAUGUGAAUGUAUAUAAGUUUUUUUUUUUUUGAUAA